UUUAUUUAAUAUACAUAAGCGUAUUGUGUUCUUCGUAUUAUUACAGUUUUUGUAUUACCGAUAUUUUUUUUUGCACAUAAUUCGGAACAGAACCACAUUUUGUGCAUGUUAUCUAUUAAGAAAUUUUUUAUCUACGUAGUUCAAUGUUCACGUUUUACGGACAUAGAGGCGCUUUAACUUUAAAUGGGUUCCACGUAGCAUAAAUCGAGGACAUGUGACCGUUUCGCAGGUUCUCUCUGCUUCUAUGUACUUUGAAUAUUAUCUUUAAUAUUUAGCUAUAUGUAAAGUAAGCAACACUGAAGAUUUUGAAGGUUCCUUAAAUGAAGAUUAUUUAAAAAUGAAUAAAAGAAAAAGCAAUGUCCCACAUUACGUUAACGUUAAACGUAAAAGAACAUUAUCCUCAAAUAGACAAUGUUCGAAGCCGAAAUCAUCAACAACAGUUCCAAUUGAUGAAUAUAAUUCUACAGUAAAUUUGUGUUCAUCUAGAUGUCAAAUAAGAAAGACAGGCUGUACUACAGCAAAAAUCUCAAAAUAUCAUAUACUAGAGAGUGGAAAUACGGGACAAGAAAUAUGUUAUAACAUACUGAAUACAGAUAUUGGGCUUAAUGGAUAUUACAAAAACAUUAAUUACAAAAACACUUUUUACAAAAACAAUUUUAAUAUUGUUAUAUCGAUCUUGUCACCUAUCUUGGAAAAAUUCAGAAUUCAGCACAACAGAUUUAAUUAUCACGAGGAAUUGAAAUAUAUAAUAGCAAGAGAUAGCAAAAAGUAUGCACAUAAAAACAAAUAUAAGAAUCAAAUUCAUCGACGUUCAUUAAAAUCUUUCUUUUAUUCACUAUUAUAUAAAACUGUUCCUCCACAAUUAUUUGGAACAUCACAAAAUUUUAAAGUUAUAAAAAGAACAGUAGGUCGUCUUUUGAGAACUGUUCCAGAAAAUAAAUUAAUAACAAAAGCUUUUAAAAGAACUAUACGAAGAAAAAAUGUUAUUAGGGCAUCGUUAGAUAUGCAACCAUUGUUCAACAAGUUUGAUAUUUUCAAAAUUGAGUGGUUGCAUUUAAUUGAUAAUAAUACAGUACGAUGGAUAAUUGUAUUAAAACUAUUAUUUUGGUUCUUUGCACAAUAUAUAAUAAAAAUUUUACAUAAACAUGUAGUAUUGACAUCAGUUAAAAAUCAAUGGGUUUACAUUGCAAAAGAUGAUUGGUGCAAAAUGCAAGAAGAAUUUAUAAAAGAAAAAGUAAGUUCAUGUGGUCUUGUGCCUUGGACACGCAUGCAAAUAGAUGAGAAGAAAUUUAAUAUACCUAUUGGGACAUACAAAUUUCUUCCAAGUUCCUCUGGUUUGAGAGCUUUAUUAAUAGCAAAAUAUAAUAUUAAAGAGAGAUAUGAUGAAGUUGAUGUUAGUUUGAGAUUUCUGCAGCAGUUAUAUGUCACAUACUGUAAUAAAAAUGGAAAAUUUCCAACUGUAAAAAGCUGCAUAGAGGAGGUGAAUAAAUUUAAACGUUCAACCAAAAAUCAAUUAUAUUAUGUACGUUGUGAUAUACAAGAUGCAUUUGGUUCAAUAAUACAAGAAAAAUUAUAUAAGCUUAUUAUUACAUACUGUAGACAGUUAGGAAAAAGAUAUAUUGUAUUAAGAACAUAUACCAUGUCAAAAAAUAGAAGAAAAAUACAAACAGUGCAAUUUUUACGUUAUUAUCUGAAGCCAAUAUUAGAAAAAAAAGCUGUUAUGAAUAGGGAUAAGAAACCUGUCUUAGUUAAAAUGACGAAGUUAACGAAUAUAAUAAACAAAUUAAUAUUUAAACAGAAGGUUGAAAUAGAUAGUCAAGUAUAUUUAAUAAAGCAUGGUGUACCACAAGGUAUGCGGAUAUCACCAAUAUUUUCUGAAAUAUAUUACCAAGACAUGAUCAAUAAAAUAUUCUCUGCAUAUGAAAAUAAUGGACUUCUAUGCAGAUAUGUUGAUGAUAUUUUAUAUAUCACAGAAAAUGAACAUUAUGCAACAGAGUUUCUGAAAAUUAUUAGAAAUGGCAUACCCGAAUAUAACGUAAAAUUUAAUCCAAGUAAAAUACAAUCAAACAUAGAAUCGUCAUGCAAUCCUAUAAAAAUAAGAUUUUUAGGAUGGAAUAUAAAAUUAUAAAACCAGUUUUCCCCUUUUCUAUGUGAUAUAUUAAGACCAUGAUUAUUAAUGCACAACUUUCCCUUGGAUAAAAUAUUUUUGUUUUGUAUAA
Molecule: messenger RNA, 2219 nt
Organism: Camponotus floridanus (Florida carpenter ant)
Lineage: Eukaryota; Metazoa; Arthropoda; Insecta; Hymenoptera; Formicidae
Product: telomerase reverse transcriptase-like
Exons: 7
Coding region: 338-2128 (596 amino acids)
Biological process (GO): telomere maintenance via telomerase
Cellular component (GO): telomerase catalytic core complex
Molecular function (GO): telomerase RNA binding; telomeric repeat DNA binding
Source: RefSeq, a predicted model, not a curated record